UGUAUGUCCCCCCCUCUAUCUAACGUACGAGGGUGUACGCCGAGUGGGGGGAGGGGCAGUGAUUCCCGAGAGAAAGAGGUGGUAUUCGAAGCGGCGAGUGAGCGACAGAGCGACUGAGCGACAGAGCGACAGAGCUAGUCGAGCGAACCAGCGAGUGAGUAGUGAGUCUACCAAGUGAGUAACUGGGAGUCGUGCGAGACCCUCUCAGUCACCACGAGAUCGGCAAGCCGAAUGGUCAACCGCGUUUGGUCGGGCUCAAAAGAACUCUUCCGCACUCGUACGUACGUGGCGUUUCGAAUGUCACUGGGUAAACGGGGACACGACGACAUAUUUUCGAUUGAAAAUACGAAUUGUCGUUUGGCCGUCGGGAAGACUGACAGUGGGAAGUUCAACAGUACCGGUAGCAGGUAUAAAGCCAGUAGAUGCCCUUACGAGACGCGGAAUAACAUAGUAUUGUUCGCGGUAUGGAUUCGACACCGGAUACGAUUCCGUUGUGCGGAAAUUUUUAGAAGAUACGAAAAUGUUCGAAACGUGACUGUUGCACGGUGUGUUUAUACGGAGCACCCACACGUGAUUACGAUAUAACGGAGUGACGUUUGUCGUAGCUCUGGGUCUUUUUCUUUUUUUUUUUUUUCGUUUUCUCAAUAAUUUUCAUACAGUCGACCAAGACUUUUGUUCGGUAAUAAAUCCAAAAGUAUACUGUGAGUUUAAACGCAUUGUGCGAGAGUGGAUGCGAUUACGUGAGGCAUUUUCGUCGCUGGGAGAAGCCGAAGACUCUCCUACAGGAGGAAGAGGAAGAGAUGAUCUUCGAGCUGCUGGUGGCUGGAGCGUUCGCCCUCGCCACACUAAGGCGGACCUCAGCCGUCUCUGGCUUAGGCUGAAUUCACACGGUGCCAACCUCCCUUCCUCGUCUGGGUUUGUCGCGAGGACUCCGAGGGUUCACCGCGCGAGGAGUCCAAGUAGAAAAUUCACUGGCACAGACGGCUACUCUCACGAGCCUAGCGUUCUUCCUAAGUUCAAGUCUGAGUGCUGUCUCAGGGGCACCGACUUACGGCCUACAUACGGCCGACACUGAAUCCAUUGUCAUGGAACCCUGGGUGCAGCCCUGUGGUACGCCUGUUGUCGCUGCCCUCAAAAAGUCACCCCAGAGACACAGCGUCCAUCGUGCCCUCAAGAGAGUACGCACUCAAUUGAGGGGUGCGUACAAUCACUUCCAGAAGGAUCUCAAAGAAGUUCACGACGUGUACUCCGAGGUGUACAAGGAACUUAAGAAACAGUACAUGAUGAGCUGGUUGCCCAAGGAACAAUUCAAAUGGUACCACAAGGAGAUCUGGUGCUUAGAAAAAGGUAAAAAGGCUGAACUGGCAUUGCCGAAGCUUCACGACGCCUUGCAGAGAUUCGCUAUUACGUUUUAUCAUCUGAAGUCCUUCAAUCUGAAGUCGAAUGUCAAUACCGAACUCAUUAUGAGCAGAAGGAACAAGAUCAUCGACGGGAUGUGUAACGAGGUUCUCAGGAUGCUCUGCGAGGUCGAGUCCGCCAUUCUCAAUCUUGGACUGCAGCUUCCGUCGCAACACAAAUCCAGCGUGGUUACGGAGAAUCCUAGUUGGGCCAGGGAGGGCGACGACACGACCUUAUUGAUUCAGGACUGGGGUGUCAUCAGACUUUAUCAAGCAUUCCUGACUGAUUGGACACGCGCCUUCAGGGACGCCACCGCUACCGGUCCUGGUACCUGCGACCCGAAAAAGCUGAAACCCAUAAACGGCAGGCCCAAAAACCCAAGAAGAGGACCGGCUAAGGGGAGGAGGAUACCUAAGGGUAGGAAGCGUCCGUUCGCGGGUAAAAGACUAGGAGGACUCGGCAAGGGUGGUUCGGGUAGAGGGGAGGGCAUAAGAAAAAAGAUAAAGAAAAAUCGAGCGAGGAAUAUGCCUUAGAUCUUUAUAGAUUUAUAGAUCAUCGAUCAUCUCGAUCCAAUCGCGUAAACUCCACCUCGGGUUUCAUCGGGGUUGGAGAAACUUACGUGAAUCGAGAGGAUCUCGAAAAUCGACGUACCCUUAUUAUAGACAGGGUGAACCAAACUUAGUAAAAAAUUGCCUGAACCGAUCAUUGAUCCCUUAUGACACUCGAAUCAAUUUCGAAGAUUAUCGAUCGAUUAUAACUCAUACUAUAUUUUAGUCGAUCAACCAUCCUCUUUGAUCGGGACUACCUUACAGUAGGUGGGACUUUCAUUUUUAGAGCAUAUAUUCACUAACACUCGCCCCUUUAUUUAUUCCAUUGCGUCACGUUCAUCCCUAGAUUUUUAGUACCUAGCAGUCUUGCCAACUGACUCGAGUCGAGCGUCUAAUUGAAGAAAAUAUGGUAGUUAUAAAAAAGGAGAUACCAUAGCAUCAAAUUUUUUAAAAAUCUCAAUCAGUAUUUUGAGAUUCUACAUUUUUGAAUCUGUAUUUUUCGAACGUGAUGUUCGUGGUCUUCUUGGUUAAGGACAUCCGGGACUACAGCGCCAUUCAUAAUUAGUCCUACAAUUUGACACGUUCGAUCGCUCCUCUUCUGAUCUAUGACCAUACAUCUAGAUCAUCUGCGUUCGAUGAGUGAUCGUGCCUUAAGCUCAGCUAUACGUAUCGAUAUAAUAUGAAUACUAGACUAGAGACCAGUAUUAAGAGAUCUACUUCAGAGCUAAUGAGCAGUAUUACCUUGAUUAAUAAUAAUGACUUAAUACGGAUCAUUUACUUACUGUACGACCAUAGUCUUCGUUAUCUCAUAUCAAACGAAAGAUUUUCCAACUAAAGGAGUAUACACACGAUGCAAUGUACCUAACUAUAACAAUUUACAUAUAUGUAAUAGAUUACUUAAUACGUAAAAGCAUUGGACACAUCGCACUCGAACGUCAAAAAGUCGACUGAGUGUCGAAAAAGAAAAGAAUGUGCAAUGAAAAAUAAGAAUCAAGGAAGUUAAAGAAAAAUUUCUUUUUUAAUGUAAACUUAACGAUCAUAUCUCUCUAGAACGCAUACUGAAACUAAUGAUUUUUCAGUAUUGCUAUAAGCGACUCGAAUGAAUGAUUUAUUUAUUGUAGCUUUAACAGUGCGAAAGCGAAAUGCUUAAAGUUGUUAGCUGUGAUAUCUCGAACGUACGCGGACGUACAGAGUUCCUACGUUUUAUGUUUUCUUCAAUUUAUAUAUAUAUAUACAUAUACUACUGUAUACUUUAAGCAUAGGGUACGUUAAAAUGAGUAUGCGCCUUUAAAGAUACUAGCGUAUCUUUUAGUCGCGACUUUUUCUUUGACAAUCAUAUUCGAAUCUCGCGUACUCUUUGCUGACAUGACAUUAACGUUCAUUUUGUAUUUUAUCCUUUUUUCUUUAAAACCUCCUAUUUAUUCCUCUUAUCGAUUAUCGCGUAAUUUUGUAUCUCUACACUCGUCCCACUGAUAACACGUAUUUUUGAUAAUUCUUCGUAAAGGAACGAUCGUUUUGUUUCACGCAAAAUUCUACGCUGACGAGAAUCUUAUUAUUUUAUUGAAAUAAAGGAAAAGUACGAAAUGAAAAGAAAAAUUAGUAUGACGUACCCUUGUAAAUGACCAUUAAGAAUGACCAUCGAUUUUUUUUUUCGAUAUAACUAUAAAUACACGCAUUAUAUUUUAACUCUAGACUUAUUUUUGUACUUCGUAUUAUACAUACGUGUAAAGUAUGUCUGUACGCACGUACUAUGGCUCCUUUAAGGAUUCAAUAUAUUUUAUCGAUUAUACAUAUAUUAUAUAUAUAUAUUUAUUGGGCAUACACAUACUUAUGAACGUACAGGUAGAGCCGAGGUAGAUGCGAAAAAAGAAAUUGAUAGACACAGAAACACAUAAUUACGUAAUAUUAUGACCUAUUUAUUAUUAUCACGUUACCAUCGCAUGUAUUAUUUAUUGUCAUUCCUCUUUCUUGUGUAAUCGUCUCGAAUAAAACUUAUAUUUUGUAUUGAACCGUA
Cephus cinctus (wheat stem sawfly) is the source of this 3960-nucleotide messenger RNA. RefSeq lists its product as uncharacterized. NCBI's taxonomy places the organism in Eukaryota, Metazoa, Arthropoda, Insecta, Hymenoptera, Cephidae. The transcript is spliced from 5 exons. The coding region runs from base 1086 to 1931 and encodes 281 amino acids. The record is from RefSeq and is a predicted model, not a curated record.